Molecule: messenger RNA, 708 nt
Organism: Dissoconium aciculare CBS 342.82
Lineage: Eukaryota; Fungi; Ascomycota; Dothideomycetes; Mycosphaerellales; Dissoconiaceae
Exons: 1
Coding region: 1-708 (235 amino acids)
Source: RefSeq, a predicted model, not a curated record
AUGGACUAUUCAUCACCAGUAUGGCAAUGGGACUGUCUCCCGCCCUACAACCCUGCGCCUCUGCCGACUCCCGAAUACCUCACAUACGGCGGCGGCGGCUCAUCAUGGUCAUCACCGACCUCGAUGCCCGUCGAUUUCCAACCUGAAGAGCUAGAAGCCUGGUCUUCGAUGUUCAACCCAAGAUUCACAUGGUCCCAACCCCAGCAACAACCCGACCACUUCAUCGACCCUCUCUCCCAAACAAGCCCACAACAACUCCCCUCACCCUGCCGGUCCCGCGCCGAUAGCGCCCUCUCCUCCUCCCGCAGCGCCAUCACCAAGCACCGCCACACCACCACCCACAAGACCAAGCGCCCCUCACCGCGCUCCCCCUGCCACUCGGUGCACAGCAGCCACAGCAGCACAUCCUCCCUCUACACGCCUCUCAGCCGGGCAGCCUCUCAAGAGAGCAGCAGCAGCAGCAUCAUCAUCGACGAACUCAACUCCUACUCCAACGACACACGUCCGCGCUGCUACGACCACGGCUGCGGCGGCAAAGUCUUCUCCUGCGCGGAGAACUACCGGCGCCACAUGCGCGAGCGCGACCGCUCCAGCACGACCCAAUGCCAGCACUGCUCCAUCUCCUUCAGCCGGAAGAGCAACCGCGACACGCACAUUGCCAAGGGCCGCUGCAGGGGUCUCAGCGACGUUCUACGGAAGUCCUCAUGA